Bubalus bubalis (water buffalo) is the source of this 1754-nucleotide messenger RNA. RefSeq lists its product as uncharacterized. The transcript has 8 exons. The record is from RefSeq and is a predicted model, not a curated record. Bases 213 to 1445 code for a protein of 410 amino acids. Lineage: Eukaryota; Metazoa; Chordata; Mammalia; Artiodactyla; Bovidae.
AUAUAAAGAGUCACCGGACAAGACCGUGGCAGCAGCAUAAACACUGAAAUGCUGGACUGCAGGGAACUUAGCCCCUGUUCACUAGGACUGCUCACUCCACGAGGCAACAGGCAAGCUUGGUCCAUGGCUCUCCUCGCCUCAGUUCGCAUUUGAUCCAUCUGCUUGCAGUUCUGAGUUCUCAGUGCUGAGGCCUCUCCUCUCCUGUGGGGGAGAUGGCAGCUCCCAGCCUGCCACAGGAGGGCCCUCAAGAAAGGGUUGGUGCAGAGAGGCGAGGCUCCUCCCCAGGCCUCCCCCAGCACCCACCCACUCUGGGAUCAGCCCGGUGGUCUUUAAGAGAGAUCCUCCCCGACUUCUCUGCCAUCACAUCUGCUCAGAAUCCCAGUCUAGCUCACUGCUGGGGCAGGAUGCGGGCCCCAGUAUUGCUUCUGGUUGUCCUGGCUCCCGUCAUGCAGGUAUCUUCCGACUUGAUGUUAAUCACUAGUAAUACUGGGGAGACUGCUUCCUUCCCUUGUGAUCUUACACAAGGGGCCACCUAUAUCCACUUGUACAAACAUGAGGAGGGGACGGCCCCCCGACGUCUUUUAUACUACAACAGCUACAACUCAAAGGCUGUGCUUGAAUCAGGAAUCAGUGGAACAAAAUACCAUGUGUAUAAGAGCACAGGGAGGAGGUAUACAUUUAGAAUCAUAAAUCUGCAAGCAAGUGAUUCCGGCAUAUACUACUGUGCUAUCUGGGAUAAGCACGUUGGCUGGAGGAAGAUAUUUGGAGAAGGAGCUAACAUCAUAGUAACUCCUCCUGAGAGAAACCUCGAGGCAGACACUUCCCCCAAGCCCACUGUUUUUCUUCCUUCAAUUGCUGAAAUCAACCAUGAUAAUGCUGGAACAUAUCUUUGUCUCCUGGAGAAGUUUUUCCCUGAUGUUAUUACAGUUUCUUGGAGAGCAAAAAAUGACAGAAGAGCUCUGCCAUCCCAGCAGGGAAAUACCAUGAAGACCAAGGACACAUACAUGAAGUUCAGCUGGCUGACUGUGACCGAAAACUCUAUGGAUAAACAACAUGUAUGUGUUGUCAAACACAAGAAAAAUAUAGGAGGAAUUGAUCAAGAGAUUAUUUUUCCUUCAAUAAAAGAAGUUGUCACCUCACUUGUCCCUACGACUGAGCCUCCUACUACUGAGCCUCCUACUACUGAGCCUCCAAAUGAUUGUUUGACCGAUGAAAGCAUUACAGAUACUGGUUCUAAAAAAGCUUGUCUGAAAGAUGGAAGUGAUACUAAUUCUACAAAGGCAUGUCUGGAAGGUGAAAGCAGUACCCUGCAGCUGCAGCUCAUGAACACCUCCGCCUAUUACACCUACCUCGUACUCCUGCUCCUGAGCGCAGUCUACUUUGUUGUCAUCGUUUCCUGUGUGUUUAGGAGAACAGGAGUCUGCUGUGACGGGAAGAUCUCAUAAUGGGGGGCGCUACUGAGAGGUCAACUUUCCUUCAUCAUCUAUAGUCCCAGAAAGUCUCUGCUUGCUUUUUGGUUUGGGUUAUCUCAGUUCAGAUGUGUAUUUAUCUAUGAUGUCAUAAUUGUCCCACCCCCAAGUCCUUUCAACUCCUGAGCGCACACUGUGGGCAGCUCCCUGUCUCCUCCCUCAGCACCUCCACCCAGACCAUGACCCUGACCCUCCCUGUCACACACCCUGGAGAAGCCAGCUUUGCCGCUCGAAUUCUGUACUUAGAUUUUCAUAACAAGCACAAUAAAUACAAAAGAAUCACAA